Molecule: messenger RNA, 1035 nt
Organism: Mesorhabditis spiculigera
Lineage: Eukaryota; Metazoa; Nematoda; Chromadorea; Rhabditida; Rhabditidae
Source: the annotation of a GenBank genome assembly
AUGCUUCACAACUUCAAUGUAGCCGGUGCUCCGAUUACCGUAUUUUUGACGGUACUUAUUGAUGUCGAUUUAUUGAAGGAUCAAAAAUGCGCCCUUGCCGUAGCUUACCUAAUCACGGCUUUCGAAUUCUUGACGGCAAUCAUCACGAUAGUUCUAUUUGUCCCAUUUAUCCGUAUGAUAGCACAUUCGGCCAUUUUUCAUUCGAACCUCACCCGUAUAUUUCUGUUUAUUGCCAUCAAUAUGUGGUUCUUGGAAUUCGCUGCUUUACUUUUGAUACCAUAUCGAUUGAAAUUCUUUCCGAUAUCUGUGGCCUGGGAUUUGUUGGCGUUUCUAUUAUCCGUGUACUGCUUCUUCGUCGUGUUUGUUGAAGCUCUUAUCGUACCUCAAUUCACCAUUGAGAGGAUGUUUGCUACACACUACGUCUCCAAUUACGAACAACAUAAAUGGCCAACAAUCUCAUCAACAAUUAUCCUCUCCGUGAUUUUGAUUAAUGGAUUCGGAGCAUGUUUUAUGACAUUAGCAUUUGCCUAUGCUAUGGUUGCAACAAUCGCAGUGGCCGCUCCUAUUUAUUUGGCACUAUCAGCUGGAACCAUCUUGGCAUACAAGCGCUUGCACACCUACAACGAGGAUCUAUCGACUAGGCUGACCCGAGAUGAUAUCGGCUGGGAGUAUAAUUUAUCUUUACGGUUUCAAGUUGAUGAAAAUCUACGUUCCUUAAAGCUACUUCACAAUCUGCUCAUCGUUCUCUCGGGGCUGAACUGCUUUGGAGCGCUGUUUGGCGGCUUGACCUUUGGAGUCUUUGCCCUCGAUUCCACCCCGGCACAGUUAUUUGGAGGGUUAUUUGAGCUGUGGAUUGUGUCGUACAGCCCGAUAUUCCUUGUCGUUGUACUAUGGUCGGUUGAGGAAUGGCGACACGAAUACUCGAAUUAUUGGAGGGUCACGCUCCACCUCCUCCCCCAAGUGAUACGCCCAGAAAAGCCAAAUCGCGACGUCGAAGCCGAACAAUACUUUCUGUACUAUAGACAGUCAUGGGGC